AUGCUCGACGAGAACCUCCCCAGCUUCCAGUUCCGCCCGAGCUCGGACAACCCGGACGCAGCCGUCCUCUUCUUCACGCAAAACGGGUCCGAACCCCAACCGGAAUACGUCUUCAAGCGCGCUGACCCCAUCUCCCAGCCCGCAUGUCGCGGCUGCUACGCCGCCGCCAUCGUCGACCCCCACCAGCCGGGCGUCAUCUACGGCGAGGUGCUGGUGGCGCCCGAGUGGACGCAGCCGACGCUGUCAGCGGCCGAGAUCCGCGCGCAAAACGGCGCGGCCGGCGGUCCCUCCUCACCGGUCGUGCCCGACACAUUCUCGGUGCAGCUGUACAACCCGGACCAGUCGGUCGCGUUCAAGAUGUUUGGCAGCAGCGGCUGGGGCAAGAGCGGCGGCUGGGAGUUUGAGAUACCGUCGCGGAGCUUCAGGAUGCCCAGCGCGAGCCAACUGGACCGCCAGCAGGCCGACGUCACCGUCGUCAGCGACAUUGCGCCAAAGGUCAUGUUCAAGUGGAAGAGGGACGGGAGGCUGUCCAAGGAUAUGACGUGCUACAUGUCGGGUCGGAGCCUGGGCAGGCACAAGAGCAAGGAGCCCGACAUCACCAUCGCCUUCCUCAAGCAGGGCCGCGACCCGACCCUGACUGUAUACGAGCCGAACAUGCGCCGCGUCGACGUCGAAGACCGCAAGGGGCUCGAGCUGGUCUUGCUGCUCGGCGCUGCCGUCAUCAGGGAUCUGUACCUGGUCCCGAGGCAAGACCCUUUCAACAUUGUGACCGAGAGCGGCGGGAGGCUGCGCAAGAACUCUCGGCCCCCAGUGCCGCUCGCCGCAUCCACCAACGGCGGCAGCGGUGGCGGCCCGGUAAUGUCGGGCGCCAUCGCCAACAACAUCACCACCACAACCCCGACCGCCAUGUCAUCGGCGGUCCCUUCAUCGCGGCCGCCCACGGGCCCGGCAUCACAGGCCGAGAUCGACGCCGAGACGGCCCGGCUCAAGGCCAUGGUGGAGCAGGAGGAGCGCGAGGCGGAGGAGCGGGCGCGGCGCGAAGCCGAGGAGCAGCGGCGCAUCAAGGAGAUGCUGGAGCAGGAGGAACAGCGCGAGCGGCAGCGGCGCGAGGCCGAGAUCGCCGCCGAGACGGAGCGCCUGAGGCAGAUGUACGGCACCGAGGGGCAGGACCUGCCGUCGACCCGCCCGAACCUGCCGCCGCGGCCGGCGGACCCGCGGCCUGGGAGCGCAGGCCCCUCGAGCUCGGCCCAGCCGUCGCUGUCGUCGUGGUGGCGUGGCGGUGGGACGCCCCAGCAGCCCGGCCAGUCGUCGGGCCACGGUGGCGGAGGCGGCGGCAGCAGCAGCAGCAGCGUUGCGAACCGGCUCUCGACCAACCCUUACGUCAACAACGCGGCGGCUAGCGUGAGUGGCUUUUUUAACCGGGAGCGGGAUAGGAGGGGAGAGGAGGGGAAGAAGGUGCGCAAGAAGAGGAGUUUGCAAUUUUAA
Messenger RNA from Pyricularia pennisetigena, 1485 nucleotides. RefSeq lists its product as uncharacterized. The coding region runs from base 1 to 1485 and encodes 494 amino acids. The transcript has a single exon. The record is from RefSeq and is a predicted model, not a curated record. NCBI's taxonomy places the organism in Eukaryota, Fungi, Ascomycota, Sordariomycetes, Magnaporthales, Pyriculariaceae.